GUGCCAGAGCACACACAUCCAUAGAACAGGGUGCAAGAGGCUGUCCAACACACCCAGCGAUACCCGGCCAGGAGAAUAUCCGACACCCUCCCGAGAGUCAGUUGUCAAAUCACAAAGAUGAUGCUGUUGAAGAGUGAGUACAGAGAGGAGGAGGAGGAGCUGACUUCCGCCUCUCCUUGCUCGCUGUCCUCUUCCGACCUGUCCUCUCCGCCCGGCAGCAGCUCAGACGACGAGCACGUCCCCGCAGCCUCCUUCCUCCUGCGCACAGAUGACAGGGAUGUGGACUCUGCUGAUACCAAGAAGCCGAAACGUAGCAGAGCCAGGGCUAGCGCUAAAAGCGGGGAGGUGGUGAUCAAAAUCAAAAAGACCCGGCGCCUAAAAGCCAACAACCGGGAGAGGAAUCGCAUGCACAAUCUGAACUCCGCGCUGGACUCCCUCAGGGCUGUGUUGCCCACCUUCCCGGAUGAUGCCAAGCUUACCAAGAUAGAGACCCUGCGCUUUGCCCACAACUACAUCUGGGCUCUGUCCGAGACCCUGCGCCUGGCCGACCACCUACAAGGCUGCUCCGCCUCCCCUUUGGUCCAAGACUCCCUGUCACCACCCAGUCCCUCAGCCUCCUCCUGGAGCUACACCUCCUCCCCCCCAUCCUCAUCGUGCGACUCUCUGUCCCCUUCCAGCCCUGAUAGCUCCGUCUCGGACACUAUGGACUACUGGCAACCUACUGAGCAUCUUCUGCACCAAGCACAUCAUCAUCAUCACCACCACCACCAGCAGCAGCUCACUACCACAGGUGCCAUGGCUUUCAUGUGAACAAGAACAUUGUAACAAAAACUCUCCUAGAGAUGCUGCAGAAGACAAUGUUGUUUCACUGAGGAAGAAUAGAACCAAAACCUGUGUUGCAGGGACUUCUGAUCUAAGAGUAGAUUGAGUUGUUCUGCUGGGCUGCAUAGUGAAAAUGUAACAUGUGGGGGCAUCCAGCAUGUAGCAGUCCUCAC
Molecule: messenger RNA, 995 nt
Organism: Spea bombifrons (plains spadefoot toad)
Lineage: Eukaryota; Metazoa; Chordata; Amphibia; Anura; Pelobatidae
Gene: NEUROG2
Product: neurogenin 2
Exons: 2
Coding region: 118-810 (230 amino acids)
Molecular function (GO): protein dimerization activity
Source: RefSeq, a predicted model, not a curated record